Molecule: messenger RNA, 3399 nt
Organism: Python bivittatus (Burmese python)
Lineage: Eukaryota; Metazoa; Chordata; Lepidosauria; Squamata; Pythonidae
Gene: MYCT1
Product: MYC target 1
Cellular component (GO): nucleoplasm
Source: RefSeq, a predicted model, not a curated record
ACAAGUUUAAGGAAUAUGUAACGGUAUUUUUGUUUUCCCAAAUCAAAUUUCUAAUAUACUACCCAAUAUUUUAUUCUGGAUACAACACUUCUUAAAAUUACUUUCUUUGUCCAUGUUGAAUGCUAUGGAUGCCAACAGCACAAGUUCUGAGAACUUCUGGCCACCCCAUUUCUGGAAUCAAAUAAUAAUAGCAUUUUCUGUUUCUAUGGUCAUUGGACUUGUCAUUGGAAGCAUAAUCUGGGCUCUUUUGACUUGCCUGUCUAGUCGUAGAGCUAGUGCCCACAUUUCCCAGUGGAGUACCUCAUCAUCUAGCCGACGUUCCAGAGCCGCUCAUGGAUGCACUGCCAGCAGGCCCGGGUUCUACCGCAACAGCAGCUGUGAGCGCCGAAGCAAUCUCAGCUUAGCCAGUCUCACCUUCCAAAGGCAAGCGUCUUUAGACCAGGCUAAUUCUUUCCCAAGAAAAUCAAGUUUUCGGGCCUCUACAUUUCACCCCUUUCUCCAAUGCCCUCCACUUCCUGUGGAAACUGAGAGUCAGUUGAUUACUCUGGUACCUACCAGCACCACCACCACACUUACUGGAACUUCCACCAACAGCUUCUCUCAUCCAGAUUUCAAUUGGUCAAACAACAGUCUUCGUGUCUGCCAUUCAACGCAAACUCCACCUCCUGCUUAUGACUCUAUCAUAAAGGCUUUUCCAGACUCUUGACUUCGGUUCAUAAAAUGCUAUAUCAAGAAUCUCAGUUCUAUGAUUUUCUGUGGGCUCUGAAGAUACCUGUGAAGCUUACUAUUGCAAAAAGGAACUACAGUCCUGGGCCAGGAAUUCUAUUGUGAAAACUGAGCAGACCAUGUGGAAUCUGGAUGUUCCUCAGCUUUGAAGACCUUUCUCGCAAUAGUAGCUAUGUCUGCAAUAUUAAUGUGUUUUUAUAAUUAACUUUGCUUAGUAAGCAUUGUCUUUCAUUUAGACAAUGCAAAAUUGCUUGUAGUACAGACACAAAGCAUAGACACGUGGUAGAUAUCCUGCUAUUAACUAGAAAGUGGUGGCAUUUUCUCUUUUAAAAAAAAAUUUUAUUUUCAAAGCCUUUUCUCUGGAAAUGUGUAUUUCCAGUUUUAUUUCUCGUAUGGCUUGUAUAUCAGUUGCCAAUAUAGUAUGAAUGCAGAGUCCUCACUAAUUUUUCAGCAGAAAUCUAGGUUACUGCACGCAUUACUUUUGCAAGACCAAGGGUUUUGAUUUAUGUAUUUAGAAAUAGCUACUUCAAACUACAACCAGAUUAAAAGUAGCCCCUUCAGAUUGGGCCUGGAGGUCAUAGGUUGGGCAAAUUGGUCAGCUUGGUUUUAAUCAGUUUCUUAUUUUCCCUAUUGUGAAUUCAUAAUAUUUUCAUAUCACUUUACAAAUAUAGCAAAAAAAAGUCAGUGAAAAUUAAUAUGACGUUUCAUGCCCAUUUAUCCCAAGGUGCACAUUUGCGUGCAUUGUUCCUAGCCUUUUAAAUGACAGGGUUAGCGACACCUAAGGCAGUCAAAUAACCCAUAAAUUAAUCCAGAGUGGCUUAAUUUGGAGCUAAACUAACUUCCCCUAGUCAGCUAUCCCUUCCCUUUUUUUGAAACAGAGAUGUCAUCCUAAAGUACCUUUGGAAAGGAUGGCUUUUCUAGACACCAUGGCUGUCAUUUCUUGUUUAUUUUUUUACUUCCUGUGGCAACAUAGUGGUGGUGGUGGGAGUUCCAAGAAGACCUGACUUCUUGGUGGAAACUUGGAGAAUUUGAAAAUGUUUGCUCCCCAGUUGAUUGGUCAUUGGCAAUUGUGGGCUGCCAGGGAAGGGGGGAAGCCUAUUAACUUUCAUGUCACUUCUGUGAAAAAGCUUCAAGGGAUAAAUGCUCCAGUCCUACUUGAGGACAAAAAUUUAUGCUGUUUGUUCUGGUUACAUUCCACUUCUGUUAUAAAAACAGCAAACUUUAAAUAUAUUUCCCUUUAAUUUCAUUUAAUCCUAUGAAUUGCCUUAUCCCCCACUCCCCUACUUGAAUCGAUAUUCCAAUUGCUUGCAACUAUAAUUAGGCCACAUCUUUUUACAAAAUAAUAAUAACUUAUGUGAUAAGUAUAGAACAGGAUGUCUUUCCUAUUGCUCUUGAUGUUUCUCAUCAUCUUCUUGAAAGAUUCAGGAGUGAGACAGUAACCAGAGCAAAUUAGAGUGAAUCUGUAAUGGUAUGUGGGAAAGACCUUGUGAGAUGGGGGGAAGAGAUGCUGCCUAGGGAAUGGUCAGAUAAGAGAGGGUAUAGCCCUCAGGUGCAUAGUGAGAAGAACAAGAAGCUCAGAAGGGACCCUCCUUAGCUUGUGAACAAGAGCUUUAUUUCUCUGAGGACUUCCUGUAUUACCAACGAAAAUGAACCCUAGUGAAUCUGUCUUUAACUUUUCUGCUGUUAUCCAUCAUUUCAAGAGUUUAUGUGCAGUUGAAGCAAUUGAAGCAAUAAAGGCAGAAGGCUUCUUCAUGUAUGCACUUGAACUUGAGGAGAACUUCAAACUGAAUCAAGUUCUGAACCUGUAAGAGUUUGAAAGUAGACUGACUACAAACCCACCUGUUGCUUUCUCUGACUGCCCUGACUUUAGUUGGUGAUCUGAAGGAUCUGUACUUGCAUUUGCUUGAAUGAAAGCAUCGUUCUUUGUGGCAUUAUACCCUAUUUUAUUAGAGAUCCAAAUCACAUUGAUAGAUGUUUUCAAGGAAGCUUCUGUCAUUCAGACCUCCAAGCUGAACAUAUGAGGUAGAGGAGAAACUACAGGUAGGCCAUUUCUGUGACCUAGUCCUCGGUUUAUUCAUAUCUGAGAAGGGCAGACUCACCUUCACAUCCUAAACUGCUUUGCCUAUUAUUGAGAAACAGUAAGCAAGUAAGUUGAUAUUAGGGUGUUGCCAUCAAAUCACAUACUUCCCACUGGUGUCAGUGUAAUCUGAUCUUGCAAAAUGACAAUGCUCCUUUUUAUUGCUCGAGUCCUUCAUGUGUUAUAGCUAUGAAAAUGGGAGCUUUUAUUGUCCACUGAGCUGAAUGGUAUCCCUGAGGAGAAUGUUUAGUUUGCUUUUUUUGUUGAUCAUGGAGACAAAUUUAAAAUUACAGUCAUUUUUUAUCAUUUUCUUCUGGGUAAGUUUACUGAUUGUGUGUGACAGAGCUUACAUAAGAUAUUAUUCCACGUAUAACCUUAAUUUUCAUAAGCAGCAAACCGGAAGACUUUUUUUUUUUCUUGCUAUAAUUCAGAUCAAAUGCUGACACAAAUCUCCUCUUAUAUGUAUAUUCAAGUUAGGGAAGCUGAAGUAUAAAUUUAUACAUUUGUGAAAUAAUUGUCUAUUGGUCUACAUUUAAAACAUUGUAGAAUCUGUAUUUCAUGAGCAUUGUGGAAAUGAUGCAAUUUAAAUAAAAUUC